Vanessa atalanta (red admiral) is the source of this 1131-nucleotide messenger RNA. RefSeq lists its product as uncharacterized. Bases 82 to 1038 code for a protein of 318 amino acids. The record is from RefSeq and is a predicted model, not a curated record. The transcript is spliced from 7 exons. NCBI's taxonomy places the organism in Eukaryota, Metazoa, Arthropoda, Insecta, Lepidoptera, Nymphalidae.
GUGCUGUUGUUGAAGUGUUUGAUGUUCGUUGAAAUUUGAAAGGGAAAUUACUUCGCAAGUUAAUUAGAAGAGGUAAAUUAAAUGAUUAAGAUGAAAAGGAUUUGUCACCUCAUCUUCCGGCUGCUAUUCCUGCUCGACGGUGGUGUCUGGUCCCUUCGGAACCUCUCCAUCUCCGUCCCCCGGGCUGUCCUUUCUGGCGAAGGUCAGUCAGCCGUCCUCCGCUGCUCGUACGAUCUCGAAGGAGCCGCGUUGUACUCCAUCCGCUGGUACCGAGCUGAAACGGAAUUUUAUCGGUAUGUGCCGAGGGAAAUGCCACCGACGAUGGUCUUCCCAUUACCUGGAGCAUCAGUCGAUCUAGCUCAGUCAGACCACCAGCAGGUCCGAAUUGUAAAUCUGAACAGACGACUUAGUGGAGACUAUCAGUGCGAGGUGUCUGCUGAUGCACCUCUCUUCCACACUGACAUCAAAUUUGCGCCCCUCACCGUUGUUGAUCCACCAUUCCGAGCUCCUCGACUGUCCGUCUCUCAGAGGAGUUAUGCAAGAGGAGACGUUAUACGCGCAAACUGCUCCAUUGACGAAGCAUAUCCUGCACCCAAUAUCACGUGGAUCCUUGAUGACCAUAAGAUAGCAGAAACAGUUUCUUGGAGAUCAUCAGACUUGGACUUUAAAGAACGAGGGGCAUUCAGCCAGCUGGAGCUUACUAUCCUGGAAGCGGAACACUAUAAGGUCGGCCUGACGUACACCAGCUCCAAUCUGAACCGUGUCUAUCAAGAUCACUACAUCUAUGACAGAGAAAUGGAAGAUGACCGCGAUAUUGUUAGGUAUACUAUGGUACCACCUGCAAGUGGCCAGUUCACGUUGGGCUGCGUGGCGACCAUUUUCGAUAUCUAUGCCCGGAAGAGUGAACCGACAUACAUAAGGGAAGACGCUCCUCAUCCGGCAUCUGUAACUGGAGAAGACUCAUCAGGGACAAUCACAAACCACAACAUGAUGCUUACAACCGUGUGCGCGUGCGCAAUAUUGUUGCAUGCGUUAUGAUCAUCGCACUGCAAAACAAUAAGAGCAUAAGGAAACUGAAUGUUGUGAUAGACAUUAAGGGCCUUUGAUGAUCAGGUCACAUUUGAAUUUAAG